GAGUUGACCUGCUGGCUACGUGGAGGGGUAGCAGCGACUGUCGUCCAGGAGAUCCACCAGCGACAGGACGUGGAGAUGAGGGAAGCAGCAAGGGUGGUAGCGCUGGUGGUGGUGUUUGCUGCAGGAGUGGCCGCCCAACAGAACGAUACCAGGAGCGCAGUUCCCGUGCCAUCGUGUCCCUGGCCCUGUUCAGACUACCACCAGCCUGUGUGUGGGAAUAAUGGCAAGACGUAUGCCAACCCGUGCCGCCUUCACGAAGCUGCCGCAUGCGAGAAUCCCUGCAUCAAGCAAAUGAGUGUUGGCCCAUGUGAGAUUCCGUGUCCUGAAGUGUGCAUUCAGGUGUACCAACCAGUGUGUGGCAGUGACGGCCGCACCUAUGGUAACACGUGUCAUCUGGCCAUAGCGCGCUGCGAGGACCCGUGCAUUGAGUUUAUGCACAAUGGGGAGUGUGGAGGUCCGUGUCCGAGGAAAUGCACUAAAGAAUACAAACCAGUAUGUGGCAGCAACAGCAGGACCUACCACAACCUGUGCGCCCUCAACUCUGCCACAGUGUGUGACGACCCCUGCAUCAGCCUGAGGAACGAGGGGCCCUGUGUCCACAACUGCGGGGACCCAUGCCAGCAUCCUGUAAGUGAUGAGUUGGUGUGUGGCACAGACGGCACCACCUACCUCAGCCAGUGCCACUUGGAGGAGGCAGCAUGCAACAACCCCUGCCUGACUGUGGUGCAUGGGGGAGCUUGCGGUGAGUGGUGGUGAGGCUUGGUGGUGGUUUUAAGAUGUGGAUGCGUAAGUUCUCAAGUGAGUUAAUGGUGGAGCAGGUGGAGGACAUGCUUGAAUGUGGAGGCAGAAUUGUACAAUGCUUCGAUCACACUACACCUGUAUUCAGAGAUCUCCAUUGUAUGUGCAUCAGCUAAAUGCAACCAGAUUACUUAAUGAAUGUGCCUGCUAUAUGGAUGUGCCUUGGAUCUUUGGGAAUAGUAGUAAUGUGGUCCACAAGAUGCAUCCAUUUGGGUCUCCUUUGUAUUUGUUCAUUAGCUGAAUUUAUUCCUCUCACUGCUUGUGAAUCUUUUACUAUAUCUACAAUAUUCAAGACUUUUGAUCAAGACUUCUAAAGGCUCUAAAAGAAUUCACUAAUGUAGUUUAGCAUAGGUAAAGAAUUCACUCCUGUAGCUUAGCAAAGAUGAAAGUAACUUUCUGUAUCCAUCCAAACAAUUUUAGAUGCUUAGCAUAGGUAAACAAUUUGCUCCUGUAGCUUACCAAAGAUGAAAUUGCACAGGUAAACAAUUCGCUCCUGUAGCUUACCAAAGAUGAAAUUAACUUUCUAUAUCCAUCCAAACAGUUUGUUAGUCGUCUUUGAUGUUAAGACACUUCCAUAAUGGUAGAAGGAUUAAGUAAGAACAUAAUGGUAGAAGGAUCAAGUAAGACUUGAUUAAAAGUAUUGUAUAAGUGUUGUGUAUUAAAGGGAUUAGAUAAGA
Molecule: messenger RNA, 1475 nt
Organism: Scylla paramamosain (green mud crab)
Lineage: Eukaryota; Metazoa; Arthropoda; Malacostraca; Decapoda; Portunidae
Product: serine protease inhibitor dipetalogastin-like
Exons: 6
Coding region: 76-756 (226 amino acids)
Molecular function (GO): protein binding
Source: RefSeq, a predicted model, not a curated record